This is a messenger RNA of Annulohypoxylon maeteangense, 1606 nucleotides long. RefSeq names its product SUR7/PalI family-domain-containing protein. Gene Ontology annotation, cellular component: cell cortex of cell tip; plasma membrane. Bases 410 to 1384 code for a protein of 324 amino acids. The record is from RefSeq and is a predicted model, not a curated record. NCBI's taxonomy places the organism in Eukaryota, Fungi, Ascomycota, Sordariomycetes, Xylariales, Hypoxylaceae. The transcript has 3 exons. Gene Ontology annotation, biological process: fungal-type cell wall organization.
GUUUAAAGAGAAACUUUAAAGUACUGUACAUCUUUGGUACAAAUACGUAUGUUUCUGAUGUCAAGUACGAGACCCAAUCAAUAAUACGUAUGGGUCGGAUGGGAUGAUCUUUACCUCUACCCAGCUUGAUUCCCAUCCUUGCUGACUAUCCUAGGUAAUCAUUCACGAAUUCAGAAAUCAAGUGUUUUUGAUCUUCUGUGUUGUUUCCUUCAAUGUAUUCACGUGCAUGAUCUCAAGAACUUUGACAUUUAGUCAUUCUUGACGGCCAUUCCCGUAAUUCUUUUCAAUUCUAAUUCGAUUCUUAAGCCAAUUCAUUAGUUCUGCAGAUACUUUAAUCUGAGCUGCUGAGAUCGAGUCCAUCCGGACCAGGGAAGAUACAAGGCUACCUUUGGAUUUGGAUUCGUUGAAUAUGGCUUUUGGAUCUAUUCCUGGGUUUCGAAAGCGAACGCCAGCAACGUCGUCUUCUCCUGACGCCAAUGCUCAUAAAGAGAGCCCCCAACCAAGUAUUGAAGAUCAAGCCACUUUGAAGAGAGGGACGAGAACACGACGAAAUGCCAUCAUAGUAUCAUGUUUCUGCUAUCUGGUCGCUGUGGUCUUCUUGGUAUUGGUCGAGAUAGGCAACACGAAAGGUACCCGAGUUUUAGGUGACAUCUACUUCUUCAAGCUUGAUCUUUCCGACAUUCUUCCUCAAGCGGUGCCGACCACCCUGAGUUUGCAAAACUCGAUUGCACGAACUCUCGGUCUCCACGAUUUCUACCAGGUCGGAUUAUGGAAUUUCUGCGAAGGAUAUGAUACUGAUGGAAUUACUCAUUGUUCGACUCCGACUACUCUUUAUUGGUUUAACCCGGUAGAUAUUCUACUGAGUGAAUUAUUCUCGGGAGCUUCAAUCGCGCUGCCUUCGGAAGUGAAUGAUAUCCUGACUAUUCUCCGCAUCGCAUCGAAUAUUAUGUUCGGGUUUUUCCUGACUGGCCUACUUUUGGAUUUAGUCUUGAUUUUCCUAUCUCCAAUCGUCUUAUAUUCGCGAUGGUGGAGUCUUCCUCUCAGCAUUUUGGCUUUCCUUGGAACGCUGUUGGUUCUAAUAGCAUCAGCCCUCGGCACGGCUAUGUCUCUAGUAUUCAAGUAUGCUUUGACGUCGCAGACUGAUCUCAAUGUGAACGCCGACGUUGGUACGAAAAUGUUUGCCUUCAUGUGGAUAGCGACCGGAUUCACUUUAAUCGCCUUCAUCAUCCACGCCGGGUUGGGUUGUUGUUGUACAUCACGCCGAGACAUACGUACCGGACGAAAGGGCGGCAAGAAACUCAACCAGACUCCCACAGCUGAGAAAAAAGAGAAGAAGGGCCUUAACUUACCUAAAUUUGGUAGGAAGACGGAAGCAUCAGGUUAGUGGUGAAAGCGACAGGUAAUCAGGAAGGAUAUCUCUAUGGUGGCUCCGAACAUAUGAUAAAUAUUUUGGAUGCACCAUUCAAUGGCUCAUAACUGCAGGUUAGAUACUAGUUUCGGAGGUUAAAUAAAAAUGCGUAUGUACGUGUCAAUGAGGUCGGCGACAUCUUCAGUGCUUGUACAAAUUAAUUAGAAGCUCAUCACAGUUCUAGAGAUUCAAUAAUCA